Molecule: messenger RNA, 572 nt
Organism: Megachile rotundata (alfalfa leafcutting bee)
Lineage: Eukaryota; Metazoa; Arthropoda; Insecta; Hymenoptera; Megachilidae
Gene: RpS30
Product: ribosomal protein S30
Biological process (GO): translation
Cellular component (GO): ribosome; cytosolic small ribosomal subunit
Molecular function (GO): structural constituent of ribosome
Source: RefSeq, a predicted model, not a curated record
CAUUAUCGAUGAUAACAAAAUCGAUUAAUCGUCCAUUAUCGAUAGUUGAUUACAAUUUUUAACAACUUCAAUUCGAGAGUCUUUUCAGUCGUUAUUGCGUUGCAAAGCGAGCAAACAUGCAGCUACAAAUUAGAGGAGAUCACACGACUGUUGUCGAGUCACAUGAAAAUGAGACUAUUGCAGAAUUAAAGAAAAAAAUUGUGGAGUUAGAUGCUGCUGCAAACACAGAGUUCAAUCUGUACUGUUCUGGCUUUCUGUUACAAAAUGAAGCAUUAGUAGGAGAACUUACAUCCAAUGUUUUGGAACUAACAGUUUCUCUUCCUGGUGGUAAGGUGCAUGGGUCUUUAGCUCGUGCUGGAAAAGUAAAGGCACAAACCCCAAAAGUAGAAAAGCAGGAAAAGAGUAAGAAGAAGACUGGCCGAGCUAAAAGAAGGAUCCAAUAUAACAGAAGAUUCGUGAACGUUGUCCAAUCCUUUGGUCGUCGUCGCGGUCCAAACGCUAAUUCUAAUUCAUAAUUGUAUAAAACUACACAUGUAAUGAUGCUGAAAAUAAAUUAAAAAAAAAACUUUAAA